Messenger RNA from Orbicella faveolata, 2937 nucleotides. Its product is annotated as ankyrin repeat domain-containing protein 66-like. NCBI's taxonomy places the organism in Eukaryota, Metazoa, Cnidaria, Anthozoa, Scleractinia, Merulinidae. Gene Ontology annotation, molecular function: protein binding. The record is from RefSeq and is a predicted model, not a curated record.
UAACCAGAAUUCGAGUUAUCGCGGUAAAUUUUUAUCAAAGGAAACGAAAUUUAGUUCGAGUUAGCGGGGAAUUCGAGUUAUCCGAGUUCGAGUUAACCAAGUUAAAAUGACUGAAAAGUGGGGUCAAAUCCGAGGGAAAUGGGACCUGGUUCGAGUUAAUUAGCGGGGAAAUUCGAGUUAUUCGAGUUCGAGUUACCGGGGUUCUACUGUGAUAGUUUUCGCCCCAGUAAUAGUAAAAAUCUAAAAUAUAUGAAUAACAACCCCGAUUAACAACAAGACCUCGUUAUGGCGAACAUAUUUUUUAUGAUUGAUUGUGCCAGCCACUUGGGCCCUUCGUUAUAUCGAGAUAGUCACUGAUAUAACACCGCGCAGGAAACGUGAGGGACUGGAAACAGCUUCUCAAAUGAUCAAAACAUUCCUGUGCACCGCCGGUCGUGAGUUAUGAUGUGUGCUCCAACUGACUUCUCAGUGAAUAACUGAACUGAUCUUCCCGUUUAGAACACAAGAGUCUCGACUUAUUCAUCGGCAAGUCUUUUCCAGGAUAACUGGUUGACUAAUACGUUCUGAAAGAACCUGGCUCAGAAGCAUCAAAUAACCAAAGCGGUCCGGCUCAAAGGUAAUCCGCUCAUUGCAUGAGCAGCGCACUAGAGGGAUGACAGAGUUGGUCCUACAUGAAGCGGCUGUUAACGGCGAAUAUCAGCAGCUCGAGAGCAUGUUGAUGAUUCACCGAAUAGAUAUCGAUCACAAAGACGAAGACUUCGGCGAUCGGACCGCUCUGCACUGGGCAGCUUCCAGAGGUCAUGGGAAGUGUGUGAAGCUUCUCUUGGAAUACGGCGCUGAUCCUACCGCGCGCAUGGUGGGAGGCUGGACACCAGCUCACUGCGCGGCGGAGACUGGGCGCUUGAAUGUGCUCAAAGUUUUGGUUGAUCACCAGGCCCCUGUUAUUAUCGCAGAUAACUCUGGGGAUACGCCAAAGAGAGUAGCUCAGAUUUAUGGACACACAGCUUGCGUUGAACUUCUGGAAAGCGCCGAAGAUUCAUCAGUUCAAAAGCAACUUCUCAUUCGGGACAAGUUUCGCUCUAAUACAAGGAAGAUCUCACGUAUCGUGGCUGAGAAAGGCCUGGAAAGUUUUCAGGACAAAGUAGCAGAUGUAACAAGCUGAGGGUUGGUGCUUCAUUCGGUUUGUAAACUUUUCUCCUGGUUUCCAGCUAAUGAGUGAUCUGACCUGUAGCUAGACCAUGCGGCAGUCAUGGAGAUCACGAGAUUCAGAAAGUGCGUGAGGAACGCCUAAGUCGCCCACGUGUUAUGCGCGAAACACGCGCGUAGAGAGGAGACGACUUACUUUGGCUUUCUCUCUUACACCAAAUAACUGCUUAAGAAUGCUGCAGUUUCACUUGAUUUUGCGUUAAAAAGAAGAGGUGGAGUAUAACAAUUGAGCAAACUAAGUUAAGCGAGGUCUGCUAACCAUGACCAGUCACACAGGUCCAAGCAGUCUAUAUCAAAUUUUCAUAACUUGAAUUCUUCAGGCUCUUUUUUUCGUGAUGUUAGAAAAAGGAUGGCAUGGCCAUGUCUCAUUUUUAGUUCAACCUCACUUCUCGGUCAGUCGAUUUGGAUAUCUGUCCGGUCGAUAUAUAUCUUAUUUGUAACCCUGUUGUCCAACUUUAGUCCAUGGAAUAAAUUUUCGUUCUUGGUCUUGGUCGUAGUCUGUCUCCGGUCUUUUGUCACGGGUGUCGCUUAGCAAAAUGUCGUCUCUUCAUUGCGCUACGCUGAUCAUAAUAUGAACUGCAGGGUGCUAGUUAAUUCUCCGAAGAUAUGUUAUUGUGCCCGCGCUUCAUCCCUUAAUUAAACCAGACGAUAACACAACAAGCUGUGAUUGAUUUAGAAAUAUAAUUGGAUGAGAAAACUCCGUGGUGACUACCACGGCCAAGGCCAAGGCCAAGCCCAAUUUAGCGGUCAGAGUACUUUUUUUUUUUUUUCUUACAUCCAAUUAUUUCUCUCUUGGAUAAGGAUAUACUUUUAGUUCCAACACAUGUUACAAAUUUUAUUGGCCACGGGGUAGCUGCCGGUUUCGCCCCAUGGCAAGUUCUCCCCCACCGAGUUCGCCCACACAUCGACUCAACGACUCGUUAGUGGUGAGACUCCCUAGUGGUGGCGAGGUGACCGGUAACCGUUUGACUUUGUUGCUAUGCGUACCCCGGCUGCAACAAGUAAACAAUCAUCAUCUAAGCUUAUCAAGUAUACACGGACUGAAAUGGUUCUUCGAACAACUACGUAAAUACGAACACAAAUACGAACACAAAAUUUUGGGGCGAACUCGAAAUAGAAAUUUUAUAGUGGGGGCGAACUCGGUCGGGGCGAACUCGCCAUGGGGCGAAACCGGUAUCAUGCGUGCAUGGUGCCGUGUUUCUUCUAAUUUGGGAAAUAGUUGGAUAGUUGCAUCAAUGGGAUUAAUCGUGAAUGAAUGAGAUUUUUCGGAGCAUCGUAUCUCUUGUUCCCAGUUUAAAUAUAUAUCACUAGCUUAAAAUACCUUUAAUUCACUGUCCAGUUUUAGUAUAAAUCUUCUAGCGUCCUGUCACGAAUGCCUUCCUCUUAUUGGCUACGCUAAACACUAUCUAUUCUGCUGUAGAUGUUGAUCAGCCUAGCAGUUUGAGGUUGUUUUCAAAAUGGCGGCUGCUUCUUUGCGUCUAUGAAGAGGAUUUAGUUACAGCUUUUUAACGACUAGUAGAUUUUUAUACAAAUUUCGAGCUCAUAAUCUAAUUGUUAAACAUAACACUGCACAUAGUUUCACGCACAGUCCAAUUAACGGGUAAUAGGACUACUGAGGCGGGAAGCUGUGUAUAUAUAAUGCGUUUUAUGGAACCCAGUAUAAGUAAUGGUAAUAGGACUGAGUGGAGUCCAAUUCGGUCUGUAAUCAUGCGAGUGAUAACAAAAUCGGAC